AUGGCACUUCUGACGCAUGAGCUGGUGCCGGGAAGGAGCCUGGGACCGUUUGUCCUGGGUGACUCGAUAACACACACCAUGGCGUAUCUGCAGCAGCAUCGCAAGUCCUACAGACGCGUUGAGGUCCAGUAUGAGCCUCAGGCUCUGCUGAGCCGCGACAUCCUCGUCACCCUGCCAGAGCACGGCCUUCGCCUCGCCUUUGAGCCGCUGACUCAGCGCCUGCGCCUACUGGAGAUCCUGGACAGCAGCCACCUCCUGGUCACGUAUCAGAAGGCGCGCGCGUUCGGCGGCAUGGCGCACCCUCCCUGCCUGGGCGGCAUGUAUGACACCUUUGGGCCGACCUACCCAGUGGAGUGGGACCCCGCGUCAGCGUCCUUCCCUCUUCUCUACCCGGGGCUCCUCCUCCUCUUCCCGGUGCCCCCCUGCGACAAGGCCAUGAGUCUGACUCCCGGCAACGAUGCCCCGCAGGGGUUCCCGGUGCCGCCCACCACCCAGGCCUCCCGGGUGUGCCUCUUCACAGGCGCGGCUCGCGACGCGGCCGCUGCGCUGGCCUCCCCACCCCCGCCACGCGGGCACCCCGGUGCAGCCCGCGUGCUGCAUGCCGUCCCCGGCCGCGGAGUCUACUCCGAGGCAGGGCCGGGGGGGGCGAACAGCGCCUGCGUGGAGCUAGGGGACUCCCCCCAGGACGUCGUGACGCGGCUGGGGCCGCCCACCUUCACCAGUGCUGCCGCGGAGCAGCGAGGCCUGGGCGCCCGCUACGUCUACAUGUACCCCGAUCUGGGGAUGGACGUCGUGAUGGGUGCGCGAACGCACGCCGUGGAGAAGCUGGUGCUGCACGCCAGCAUGCCCGGCUCCGCAGGCUUCGGCCUCGCCUCCCGCUGCUCCUUCAGGUGGGCACGGGGCGCUGCAUUUUGGUAG
This is a messenger RNA of Auxenochlorella protothecoides, 918 nucleotides long. RefSeq lists its product as hypothetical. The transcript is spliced from 5 exons. The record is from RefSeq and is a predicted model, not a curated record. The coding region runs from base 1 to 918 and encodes 305 amino acids. Lineage: Eukaryota; Viridiplantae; Chlorophyta; Trebouxiophyceae; Chlorellales; Chlorellaceae.